Molecule: messenger RNA, 2039 nt
Organism: Pelobates fuscus (common spadefoot toad)
Lineage: Eukaryota; Metazoa; Chordata; Amphibia; Anura; Pelobatidae
Gene: SEPTIN2
Product: septin 2
Exons: 14
Coding region: 252-1328 (358 amino acids)
Biological process (GO): cell division; cytoskeleton-dependent cytokinesis; regulation of exocytosis
Cellular component (GO): synaptic vesicle; cell division site; septin complex
Molecular function (GO): GTPase activity; molecular adaptor activity; GTP binding
Source: RefSeq, a predicted model, not a curated record
GCUGAGGCGGGUCCGUUACGAGUUUGCUCUGGGUUGGGACUUGCGAGCAGAGAGGAUCUGAGAGCGGCCGGAAGUGUGUGUGAACGCUUGCAAAGCAGAGGGGCCUCUCCACUCUCCAGACCUCAUUUGGACAUUUCAGUGGAAGACCAAUAUCUGUCACUGCAGUUAUCAUUUUUAUAGGUUUUUGUUAUAACACUCCAAGAUGUCAAAGUGAAACAAACUGAAUAGGUGCUUUGGAUCCAUAUUACAACAUGUCGUUACAGCAACAAGCUCAGUUCUCCAACCCGGAAACCCCAGGCUAUGUUGGAUUUGCUAAUCUCCCAAACCAAGUGCAUCGUAAAUCUGUGAGGAAAGGCUUUGAGUUCACUCUGAUGGUUGUAGGAGAAUCUGGGUUGGGGAAAUCCACUCUGAUUAACAGCCUGUUCUUGACUGAUCUUUAUCCAGAGCGUGUGGUGCCAGGUGCAGCAGAUAAGAUAGAACGUACAGUGGAAAUAGAGGCAUCUACUGUGGAGAUAGAGGAGAGAGGCGUGAAACUGCGUCUCACUGUAGUAGAUACUCCCGGCUAUGGAGAUGCAAUGAAUUGUGAAGACUGUUUUAAGCCCAUCAUUUCCUAUGUCGAUGAUCAGUUUGAGAGAUAUUUGCAUGAUGAGAGUGGCUUGAACAGGCGUCACAUUAUCGAUAACCGUGUCCACUGCUGCUUUUAUUUUAUCUCUCCUUUUGGUCAUGGGUUGAAGCCCUUAGAUGUGGAGUUUAUGAAAGCUUUGCACAACAGAGUCAACAUCGUUCCUGUCAUCGCCAAAGCAGAUACUUUAACAUUAAAGGAACGUGAGCGACUCAAGCGAAGAAUACUGGAUGAGAUAGAAGAACAUGGGAUAAAGAUUUAUCAAUUGCCAGAUGCAGAGUCUGAUGAAGAUGAGGACUUUAAAGAGCAGACAAGGCUUCUAAAGGCCAGCAUACCCUUUUCCGUUGUUGGGUCCAACCAGCUGAUUGAGGCAAAGGGGAAAAAGGUCAGAGGUCGUCUCUAUCCAUGGGGUGUGGUGGAAGUUGAAAACCCAGAACAUAAUGAUUUUCUGAAACUCAGGACCAUGCUGAUUACACACAUGCAGGAUCUACAGGAGGUCACACAGGACUUGCAUUAUGAAAACUUCCGCUCAGAACGUCUCAAGAGAGGAGGUGCCAGCAGUAAGGUGGAAAAUGUGGAAGUGUCAAAAGACCAGAUACUGCAGGAAAAAGAAGCUGAGCUGCGUCGCAUGCAAGAAAUGAUUGUAAGGAUGCAGGCUCAGAUGCAGAUCCAAAGACAAGUAGGAGAGGGUGAUGCACACAUGUGAAGGUCUUUAAUCACCCUGUGGAGCUGGAGUCCGGUCCACAGAGAUUCACCUGUGACCUAUUAUCCAGUAUACGAGCUGCAUUUUACAUACUGACCUGAGUUACGUCAUCGACGUCUAUACUGUGUUAUACACAGCCUUCUCUACAGCACACAUAUACAUAGUGCGUGUGGCAAGUGUCUGCAUUAUAGUACAUUGACUGUUACACAAUAAGCACAUUUAGAGUCUAGUACUCUCAAUUAAUUGCACAAUAAUUAAUAUACUCCAUUUGCAGUGUCUAAAUCUUCCUGUUACAGCCCCAUGCGUAUGGGAAGGUCAAUGGGAAGGUCAAUCUACUGCUGUUACAUUUACCCAUGUCUCCAUUUGUCAUUGACCCCUUCUAUAUGUAUUGCAGUUGUAACUACUUGUCUUCCUCCUAGUAAGUUCCUUAAUUCUCAAUUUACCAAGCUAGUCUACCUGUAUCUGCUGUGGUUUGUAACACAGUUUAUACUGCAGUUGUUAGUUAUUUGUCUGUUUGUGCCAAGUUUUUGCCUGUUGCAAUGGUCAGGAAUAAAUAGCUACUGUUGUAUUUCCAGUUUACAUUAGAGGACUGCAAUAUAUUGCCUAUAAGUAGGGGGUAAUGAGUUGGUAGUCCAAUGGAUAUACAGGUAAAUAACAAAACAAUAAAGGAUGGGACCACUAUUUUUUUUUUUUUUUUUUAAUGAAAUUUAAAAA